This is a messenger RNA of Cantharellus anzutake, 1314 nucleotides long. RefSeq lists its product as uncharacterized. Lineage: Eukaryota; Fungi; Basidiomycota; Agaricomycetes; Cantharellales; Hydnaceae. The annotation marks the transcript as partial. The record is from RefSeq and is a predicted model, not a curated record. The transcript is spliced from 5 exons.
GAGGUCUUCUGAAUGUUAUCAAACCCAGGCGGGAUCUCGAGCGAGCGCAGCAGUUGUUGACCAUACAUUCAAGAGGGACCAAGGACUAGGCCCUCAAGACAUCGAAGCGUCAUCUCAUGAGUGAAAUUUCUUUAAAUGCAAUUUGAAAACCCCUGGAAUUGCCUCGAGGCUGAUAAAGCGCUGAGUGCCCCGGUUCACAUUAUGUAUAAAGCUUAUACUUGACCUGCAUUUGGUGCGCUUGUACCCCCAUUCGACCCGGAUCUGAUGGCAACCGCUCUGAUCAACGUCCUUCUUGCCUCCAAUGUUUAUUCGGCGCCCAUCCCCCUCACAAUAUGACUUGUUUCCUGCAAAAUGUAUCUGUUGAGUGCAACGAUCCCCGGAAUUAUCGAACGAUGUGGGGCAUCGUCUAUAGCUGUCUCCUUACCGUCUUUGCUUGCAUUUGGACGGCAGUCCACCCAAAUCUACCACGAACCGAUGAUGAUGCCUCGGUAUUUAAAUCGCGCGUUCUCUUGAUGGUCCUUUCACUGGUUUCACCGGAGUGGACUCUGGCGCGUGCAUGGGCCGAAUUCGUGAUAUCUCGGAAAACAUCAGAAAAAUGCGAGAUGGUCGAAGGGUGGACCUUGACGCAUUCAUACUUUGUUGCCAUGAAUGGUUUCUUUGACCCAUCAAAAGGAAGCUCUGUGGACCCGAAUGAGUUGCAACAAUACCCCGAGAUAAUCGAGAACACCGGGAAUACUAGAUGGGCCGCAAUAACAAAGGAGGAAAUACUUGACAAAAGCAAAGGCGAUUCGUUUUCCAAAUUUAUCAUUAUCCUUCAACUACUAUGGUUUAUUACUCAGUAUGUCGGACGAUGGGCAAGCCAUUUGCACACAUCGCAACUCGAGACAAUGACACUGGCGUAUGCAGCAUUAUGUCUCCUUCUUUACGUGUUGUGGUGGCAUAAGCCCGUUAACGUUCAAUUGCCAAUCUAUGUGACACGAAAGUCCCGUUCCAUUCCUCCGACUUUCGAGACAAAUGUCGAUCAACCACCACCUAAAACGGAGACUGUUGCAGAUCCGAUGUCCCUCGUGCAUGUGUCUGGGCUCAAGGCCAUGGAAGCCUUCAUCAUGUCGGGAACGAUUAUAUGGCGGGUUUCAGCAAUAUCUAUCACAGUGGCUCCUGCCUUUCUAAUUUUGAUCGCAUGGGUUGUUGAUGAUAUUGCGGGUAUAGGAGCACUUACUGUACUUGUUUACAUUUCUGCGCGGAUCAUCCUGCUUGUUCUGACCUUCAGUUCUUUUCGUUCACCUCCACCUGAUCUAUACCAGACCCAUCUUG